AUGGGCACGCUAGAGCGAACCGGGUACAUGACGCCCCAGCAUAUGCUCUUGAUCGAUACUAUUCUUACUAUGCCCGGUUCUACUAUCGAGAAGGAAUAUCAGCGUCGGAUCUCCGCGAUCAAUGCCGUUAUCGCUUUCUGUGACGUGGAAAAGGGGACGGCCUACUAG
This is a messenger RNA of Aspergillus melleus, 168 nucleotides long. RefSeq lists its product as uncharacterized. The transcript has a single exon. NCBI's taxonomy places the organism in Eukaryota, Fungi, Ascomycota, Eurotiomycetes, Eurotiales, Aspergillaceae. The record is from RefSeq and is a predicted model, not a curated record. Bases 1 to 168 code for a protein of 55 amino acids.